Molecule: messenger RNA, 1057 nt
Organism: Mytilinidion resinicola
Lineage: Eukaryota; Fungi; Ascomycota; Dothideomycetes; Mytilinidiales; Mytilinidiaceae
Exons: 1
Coding region: 246-848 (200 amino acids)
Source: RefSeq, a predicted model, not a curated record
GCCACUCGAUACACGGGCAUCUGGAAAACACCUGGACAGCCUUGAUCUCAGGCUUCAACGCUCUGGAGCUGACGGACACUGACCCAGAGACGAAAGCUCGCCCACAAUUAACGGACUGUCCCGCUCGCCCACAAUCAACAGACUGCCCCGCUUGUGCCGAAUUGAAUCCCAAAAUCAAAUGCCGUGGCUGCUACAGAGACCCCCAGUGCGCAGGCUCCGAGUCGAAGUGCAAGCAAGCUCACAACAUGAAUUACCACACACGGUGCGCCUUUGCCACCUGGACUGUCGUUAACGAGGAUUACCCAAACCGUGGUGAUAUCAGGAUCAGUAUCGUCGUUAGUAGCCAGUAUAACAAUGAUCCGGAGUACAGAUUCAAGAAGGCUCAAUCGAUUCACGCGGGCGGGUUCAUCUAUCCCGCUAUCUCGUGCACGCAGGCUCAUCACUGUGCCCAUACGGUGUUCGGCACCAUGCAGCCAUCAUACUUCACUGAACGUCAAGACAAAUACAGGGACGCCGCUUACAGCAGACUCAAGGAGUCGCUGAAGUCGGGGACAUUGAGGUCUGGAGCAGCAAAGAGCAAGGAUAACAAAAGGGAGAGCAAGGACAACAAGGGAAUGGGCAAGUACACCAAAGUAGGGAACGACACGGAUGAGGAGGUGGGAGCAUUCGAAGACAUGAGAGAUCCGGAGUGGGUUGAAGAUCUGGCAACGCUGGAGGAUCUGCCUAAGUACGAGACCGGGGAGGUCAGACUCACGAAACGGUGCAGAGAAUGCGUCAGGCGCAACAAGCAAUGCUGGUCGCACCAUCCGGUGGACACUGACGAAGAAAAAAAGAAGAGUAAGAGCUAGGUCUUAUUCGUACUUGUCUGGUACUGUUCGAAGGGCUCGAUACAUUCUGAGAAGGCUGGGCGAAUCGUGUGUCAGCCGGUCUGGGGCAUUCUUUACAUCCUGAGAGCACAUACCAUUGUUUGAAGUACUUUGAGAGAAUUGAGGGAAAGCCGGACGCGAUAUAGUUUCUUGGUUCCCUAUAUCAUAGCUGAGUUACAGCUUGUUACUAC